Messenger RNA from Sardina pilchardus (European sardine), 1732 nucleotides. It is a transcript of the gene cldn5a, whose product is annotated as claudin 5a. Gene Ontology annotation, cellular component: plasma membrane; bicellular tight junction. NCBI's taxonomy places the organism in Eukaryota, Metazoa, Chordata, Actinopteri, Clupeiformes, Clupeidae. Gene Ontology annotation, molecular function: structural molecule activity. The record is from RefSeq and is a predicted model, not a curated record. The transcript has a single exon. The coding region runs from base 210 to 860 and encodes 216 amino acids. Gene Ontology annotation, biological process: bicellular tight junction assembly; cell adhesion.
UCUCUUCAGCUAGUUUCUCACGCAGUGUCGAGAGGAGCAGGAGCCUAACAGAAACGCGCAAUUGGAGUGAUGUAGCUUCGUUCGCCAUCCAUAUAAUACCGUUAUUCAACUUCAGCUGAAUAAAGAAAACACGUUUAGGAAAACAAGACGUGGAAAAACGGGAUAUUUUAAUUCAUAUUACAAAACGACGACUUCUUAAGGACUUAAAGAUGGCCUCCGCUGGACUUGAGAUUUUGGGCUUGGGGCUAUGCGUGAUUGGGACUCUCUUGGAGAUGGUGUCCUGCGGGCUACCCAUGUGGAAAGUGACGGCGUUCAUCGAAGCCAACAUCGUAGUAGCACAGAUCAUCUGGGAUGGGCUGUGGAUGUCGUGUGCAGUGCAGAGCACCGGACAGAUGCAGUGCAAGGUGCACGACUCGAUGCUUGCGCUCGGGCACGACCUGCAGGCUGCCAGGGCUCUCACCGUUAUCUCGGGACUGAUGGGUGUCAUCGGGCUCAUGGUGGUGAUAGCGGGCGCCCAGUGCACCAACUGCAUCCGCGCGGAGAACGUGAAGGCGCGCGUGGUGAACGUCGGGGGGAUCAUCUACAUAGUGGCUGGCAUUUUCGUGCUCGUGCCCCUGUGUUGGAUGGCCAACAACAUCAUCUCGGAUUUCUACAACCCACAGGUGCCCACGGCCAAGAAGCGCGAGAUUGGCGCGGCGCUCUACAUCGGAUGGGCGGCCACGGCGCUCCUGCUUGUCGGCGGUGCCAUACUUUGUUGUUCGUGUCCAUCCUCGGGAAACUCCGGCUACUCGGUCCAGUACGCUCCCACGACGAAACGGGCCACAGCAAACGGGGACUAUGACAAGCGGAAUUAUGUGUGAGCUCCUGCUUUUCACUGUCAGUAUCAACACAACUGAUCCAGUGGAUAGCUUAUUUUUGUCUGUUGUUUUUUGUUGACGCUGUUUCUUUUGUAAGAUGAUAAAAAAAAAGAUUUGCACCUACCUUUUUCUCACUCAGUCAGAACUGAAACAUGAGAAAACACUAUUUUCUAUGCUACUGCACACGGAGAAGUUAAUAAAUGGGCACACCGUCUGCCCACUGUCUCAGAAACAUUUUACGCGUCAUGGUUCACGGAGGAAUAAAGGACUUAAAACAGGAAUUAGUUUAUAGGUACCUUCACUUGCAAGUCCGCCAUUUUAUAUAGAAUAGUUAGUUUUAAAGCCGAUGUGAUUCAAAUGUUUACUUUAAGUGUUUAUUUUCUAUAUUUUCUUGGAUGGCUGGUGGGUUAUAUCGUGUAUCCUAUCGUUUUUAAUUGAUGUGUUUCUCUCAAAGGGCUCACCAGUGAUUUGUUCAAUAAUCUGCCGUCAGUGAUGGAGAUGUUAUAACAGUAGGCUAUACCGCCGUUUUUUUGUUUUUUUUUGGUAAUUAACGAACCCAAACCAAAGUGGUCCAGCCGAGUUGAUAGGCCAACUUCCCCUUUGAAAGAAAAGUGUAUAGUCAAUUGAUACGCAUGACCUGUUAACACCACAGAGCCGAAGUUGUUAUUGUUCAACUGCUGAUGAGCGCAGCUGCCGGGCUGGAUCACUCUCAGAAAAGGCAAACUUUUUACCAUUGCCUCUCAGUUCAUUCGGGGAUUUCUUCCUUUUUUGCCAUCCCAAAGCCUUUAUUUUUUUAACUCUUUAAGAGUGUUUAUGCUUACUGUGAUGCUUUGAAAUGAUCUCUGAAUAAAAAAAUGUAGGCUAUUAUGAAGAUA